Messenger RNA from Brassica oleracea var. oleracea, 1158 nucleotides. RefSeq names its product glutathione S-transferase T3-like. The coding region runs from base 1 to 1158 and encodes 385 amino acids. The transcript is spliced from 3 exons. NCBI's taxonomy places the organism in Eukaryota, Viridiplantae, Streptophyta, Magnoliopsida, Brassicales, Brassicaceae. The record is from RefSeq and is a predicted model, not a curated record.
AUGACUCUGUCGUCUGUCUCACUCCGUCUUCUCUCUCAAUCCGUGUUCUCUGUCGAUCGGUCCGCCUUCUCUGUCGCUCUGUUUUCUCUCUCGCUCCGUCAUCCUCUAAUCAGAUCCGUGAUAGGUUUCGCUUCCACUUCCUCACCGAAGCUUCUCUUCCGCCAGCUUCUCGAGAAAGAGUCCUACACUUUCACGUAUCUUUUCGCCGACGUCUCUCAUCCUGAGUAUUGCUGUUGUGUGGGAGUUGCUGAGUGUUUCAUUCAUUACGGAACCCACUCUCUCUCAGAAACGGAUUCAACAUCAUCAAAGCAAGAGUCUGUCCCUCGUGAGCCUAGUAUAGAACUCUCUGCGUCUGAUGCCUCUGUGUUCGGUUCACAAUGGACUGAAGAUGGCAACGAAGAUGCAGAGACUGUGUCUGACCGUAAAGAGAGACGUAAAUGGUCACCAACAGAAGAUGGUGUGCUCAUAAGUGCUUGGUUGAACACCUCCAAAGAUCCAGUGGUUGGGAAUGAGCAGAAAGCAAUUGCAUUUUGGAAACAAAUUGCUGCUUAUUUUGCUGCGAGUCCAAAGCUGGCUGGUUUGCAGAAGAGAGAGCUGACGCACUGUAAACAAAGGUGGGGGAAUAUUAAUGAGCGCGUGUGCAAGUUUGUUGGCUGUUAUGAAGCUGCAACGAAACAGAGAUCGAGUGGACAGAACGAGAAUGACGUUUUAAAGAUGGCUCACGAGAUUUUCUACAAUGAUUACAAGGUGAAGUUCACACGGGAGCAUGCAUGGUUGGAGCUUCGCCAUGAUCAGAAAUGGUGUGGAGCCUCUUCUACUAAAGAUAAAGUUCAGUCAAAAAGAAGGAAGUUAGAUGACCAAUCCGCACAGUCUUCAACCUCUGUUGCAGGAAGCCAUGGAGGGGAUGAAGGAAUGGCUCGACCAGUUGGUGUUAAAGCAGCAAAGGCCAAAGGAAAAAAGUCUAUGAGCAAGCCAGCAACUUUGGAAGAAGAAAGAAGGGAGUUUCAGAGCAUGUGGGAGAUUCGGCAGAAGGACUAUGCUCUGAAGAAAAAGCUUAACAAGCAGAAAUUGCUUUACAGCCUAAUUGCCAAUACAGAGCCACUUAGUGAACUAGAAAUUGCUUUGAAAAAUAAGCUUAUUAAUGACAUGAUGGCUUAG